AUGGGGACUCAUGAUGGUAUACUUGGUUCUCCAACCCAGUGCCUGGAAUAUGCGUGGUCUCUUCUUCAGAAGCAUCAAGAGCCAAUAAGGCAACAUAAGACUAAGGUGGAGCACACGGUGGGAUGGAGUAAACCUCCUCAAAGGGUCCUAAAGUUGAAUGUUGAUGGGGCUAUCUUCGCAUACCAGGAUAUGGCAGGGGUGGGGGUGAUUCUUAGAGACACUGAAGGCACUAUGUUACUGGCAGUCAUCACGAAGGAGUCUGAGGUUGGUGAUCCUGCUAAAAUAGAGAUAGUGGCAAUGCUACAAUUGUGCAUUCCGAUAGGCAUUGAGAAGCUUAUCCUAGAAAGUGAUUCUCUCCUAAUGGUUAAUUACAUGAAUGAGGACACAGAACCAUGGUCUUUAUUUGGAAACAUCAAUAAGGUAAUGAGGCAACUUUCUACAAGGUUCAGAAGCUGCAUAGUGCAACAUGUUGGCCGUCUGGGAAAUACACUCACAAGCUGUCCAGUAAUGCAUGGCAUGUUCAAGACAUAA
Molecule: messenger RNA, 531 nt
Organism: Juglans regia (Persian walnut)
Lineage: Eukaryota; Viridiplantae; Streptophyta; Magnoliopsida; Fagales; Juglandaceae
Exons: 1
Coding region: 1-531 (176 amino acids)
Molecular function (GO): RNA-DNA hybrid ribonuclease activity; nucleic acid binding
Source: RefSeq, a predicted model, not a curated record